Chrysochloris asiatica (Cape golden mole) is the source of this 996-nucleotide messenger RNA. It is a transcript of the gene LRRC26, whose product is annotated as leucine rich repeat containing 26. The transcript is spliced from 2 exons. Gene Ontology annotation, cellular component: voltage-gated potassium channel complex. The record is from RefSeq and is a predicted model, not a curated record. Gene Ontology annotation, molecular function: potassium channel activator activity; transmembrane transporter binding; voltage-gated potassium channel activity. Bases 1 to 996 code for a protein of 331 amino acids. NCBI's taxonomy places the organism in Eukaryota, Metazoa, Chordata, Mammalia, Afrosoricida, Chrysochloridae.
AUGAGGAGGCCCUCGUUUCUCUCCUUGCCGCUGCCCUUGCAGCUGCUAUUGCUCCCUCUGUGGCUAUCGCUCACCAGCGCCCAGAUGCUCCCCGCAGCCGCCGCCUCCUCGGGGCCUAGAGGCGUCCCCGCUUGCCCCGAGGCGUGUGAGUGUGCGCCAGGUGGACAAGCCAACUGCUCAGCGCGCGCACUGCCCGCUGUGCCUAAGGGUCUGAGUCUGAACGUGCGCGCGCUGCUGCUGGACCACAACCGCGUGUGCAUGCUGCCGCCCCGCGCUUUCCAGGGCGCGGGCGCACUACUGCGCCUGGAUAUGCGCGAGAACGGUCUGCGCGCUGUGCACGCACGUGCCUUCUGGGGUCUGGUUGAGCUGCAGCAGCUCGACCUUGGCUCCAACCAGUUAGAGGCGCUAGCGCCGGGGACUUUCACGCGGUUGCGCGCGUUGCGCAACCUCUCGCUUGCCGGCAACCGUCUGGCGCGCCUGGAGCCCGCGACACUGGGCACACUCCCGCUGCUGCACGCGCUGAGCCUGCAAGACAACGCGCUGGCGGCGCUUGGGCCUGGCUUGUUGGCCUCCCUGCCGGCUCUCGUUUCACUGCGUCUGCGCGGAAACCCCUGGGCUUGUGACUGCGCGCUGCGCCCGCUCUGCAGCUGGCUGAGCCGGCACCCGAGUCUCCCGGAAGCCGACACCUUGUUCUGUGUGUCCCCGGGGCACUUGACGGCCAGCCCCAUGACCGCCUUCACCGACGCCGCCUUCAGCCACUGCGGCCAGCCAUUGACGCUGUGGGACCUGGCUGUCGUCUCCGUCCUGGGACCCUUCUCCUUCCUCGCCAGUUUGGCCUCCUGCCUGGUGCUGGGCUCCGUGCUCACCGCUUGUCGUGUUUAUCGGCGUCGCCGCCGCCGCCAAGCCGUCGCCCGCCGCCCACCCAGUAGACCACCGGACCCUAAGCCCGCCACCUCUCCCGCCGUCUCCCAGAGUUCCGCUGCUGCCCACACCUGA